Messenger RNA from Sinocyclocheilus grahami, 2138 nucleotides. Its product is annotated as zinc finger protein 271-like. The record is from RefSeq and is a predicted model, not a curated record. The transcript is spliced from 2 exons. Gene Ontology annotation, molecular function: DNA-binding transcription factor activity, RNA polymerase II-specific; RNA polymerase II transcription regulatory region sequence-specific DNA binding. Lineage: Eukaryota; Metazoa; Chordata; Actinopteri; Cypriniformes; Cyprinidae. Gene Ontology annotation, biological process: regulation of transcription by RNA polymerase II. Gene Ontology annotation, cellular component: nucleus. The coding region runs from base 130 to 1749 and encodes 539 amino acids.
GAAGAAGAAGAAGAAGAAGAAGAGUUGUGCGAGAUGAUUGAAAAAAAUUAGGAGAAAGAAGAAUUCUGAGGAGAAAAAUCGUGUCAGAAAUAUCCCAAACAGAAAGAUUUAAAGAAAAAAAAGGAACACAUGGACAUCCACACUGGAGAGAAGCGGCACACAUGUGAUCAGUGCGGGAAAACAUUUUUGUGGGCUUCAGUCCUGAAGAAACACCUGGUAGUUCAUACAAAGGAGAAGCCACAUUCAUGUCAUUUGUGUGGAAAAAGUUUUUCACGUCUACAAAGUUUGAAAGAACAUCAGAAAAUACAUACUGGUGUGAGUGAGUACAUGUGCAUUGAUUGUGGGAAGACUUUUACUUCAGCGGCCGGUUUAAAAAAGCACCAGAGGAUUCACACUGGAGAGAAACCUUACAAGUGUUCACACUGUGACAAGAGAUUCAUUCAGUCAGGAACACUGAAAAGACAUGAGAUGAUCCACACUGGAGAGAAACCGUACGCAUGUGAUCAGUGCGGCAAAACAUUUUUGAGAGAUUCAGUCCUGAAACAGCACCUGGUAGUUCAUACAAAGGAGAAGCCACAUUCAUGUAAUUUGUGUGGAAAUAGGUUUUCACAUCGACAAAGUUUGAAAGAACAUGAGAAAAUACAUACUGGUGUGAGAGAGUACAUGUGCUUUGAGUGUGAGAAGACUUUUACUUCAACAAAGUGUUUAAAACUGCACGAGAGGAUUCACACUGGAGAGAAACCUUAUAAAUGUUCACACUGUGACAAGAGAUUCAUUCAGUCAGGAACACUGAAAACACACGAGAUGAUCCACAAUGGAGAGAAACCGCACACAUGUGAUCAGUGCGGGAAGAGUUUCACACUAAAAACAAACCUUACAGACCAUAUGAGAGUUCAUACUGGAGAGAAACCAUUCACCUGUGAUCAGUGCGGGAAGAGUUUCUCAUACUCAUCAGCCCUUAAGGUACACAUGGACAUCCACACUGGAGAGAAACCGUACACAUGUGAUCAAUGUGACAAAACAUUUUUGAGAGCUUCAUACCUGAAGCAGCACCUGACAGUUCAUACAAAGGAGAAGCCACAUUCAUGUCAUUUGUGUGGAAAGAGUUUUUCGCGUCCAGAACAUUUAAAAGUGCAUCAGAAAGUACAUACUGGUGUGAGAGAGUACAUGUGCUUUGAGUGUGAGAAGACUUUUACUUCAGCGAGCAGUUUAAAACUGCAUGAGAGGAUUCACACUGGAGAGAAACCUUAUAAGUGUUCACACUGUGACAAGAGAUUCAGAGAUUCAGGACAACUGAAACUGCACGAGAGGAUCCACACUGGAGAGAAACCGUACAAGUGUUCACACUGUGACGAGAGAUUCAGUCAGUUAGGAAAUAUGAAAACACACGAGAGGAUCCACACUGGAGAGAAACCGUACAAGUGUUCACACUGUGACGAGAGAUUCAGUCAGUUAGGAAAUAUGAAAACACACGAGAGGAUCCACACUGGAGAGAAACCGUACAAGUGUUCACACUGUGACGAGAGAUUCAGUCAGUUAGGAAAUAUGAAAACACACGAGAGGAUCCACACUGGAGAGAAACCGUACAAGUGUUCACACUGUGACGAGAGAUUCAGUCAGUUAGGAAAUAUGAAAACACACGAGAGGAUCCACACUGGAGAGAAACCGUAUCACUGCACUGCAUGUGGGAAGUGUUUCAGUCGUUCAUCUUCUCUACUCAGUCAUACAAAAAACUAUCACAGUAAGUAGAUCAUCUUCAGAUCCAGCACUUUCAGAUCUGAUGCUGCAUUCUCACCAAAUGUGACACAAUAAUGCAUCGAGCAAUAAAAUAUCAUCUGGAUAAAUCUGUCAUUACAAGUGACAUGACAAAGAAAUGGUAUCUAAAGUUGAAUAAAGUUCAUCUUCAUCUUCAAAACCAGCUGAUUUAACUGAAAUUCAGAUCAACUCAAAGAUGUAGUUUCUCCCCAAAGAACAAUGUCCAAAGGUUUUAUUCCUGUAUAUCGUUUUGCUUCAUGAUAUAUCAUUGUGCUUUCUUAUGGGUUUCAUAUUAUCUUCAAUUGUUUCAUACUAUGUUCAAUAUAUUUAAUAAGCAGGAUUGUAAGAAUAAUAACACCAAUAAAACCUUACCGAUACCCAUC